AUGGCGAUGAAAAAAGCAAACAAGCUAACUCAAAAGGCGAUGAUCAAGCAAAUCUUGAAGAGAUGUUCGAGCUUAGGAAAGAAACAGAGUAAUGUAUACAGCGAAGACGAAAAUGGACAUCCUUAUGACGUGCCUAAAGGUCAUUUCGUCGUCUACGUUGGAGAGAAUCGGGUUAGGUACGUUGUACCCAUUUCGUUUUUGACCCGACCCGAGUUUCAGGUUCUUCUACAACAAGCAGAGGAAGAGUUUGGUUUUGAUCAUGACAUGGGUCUUACCAUCCCUUGUGAAGAAGUUGUCUUUCGAUCUCUCACUUCUAUGCUCCGAUGA
Arabis nemorensis is the source of this 327-nucleotide messenger RNA. NCBI's taxonomy places the organism in Eukaryota, Viridiplantae, Streptophyta, Magnoliopsida, Brassicales, Brassicaceae. The record is from the annotation of a GenBank genome assembly.